Gossypium arboreum is the source of this 1562-nucleotide messenger RNA. RefSeq lists its product as uncharacterized. The transcript is spliced from 6 exons. NCBI's taxonomy places the organism in Eukaryota, Viridiplantae, Streptophyta, Magnoliopsida, Malvales, Malvaceae. Bases 84 to 1442 code for a protein of 452 amino acids. The record is from RefSeq and is a predicted model, not a curated record.
GCAUGCAGACAAAUUACAACGUCAUCGUCCUGCAAGCGAACUGACAUAUAAACAAACACUAAUACAACCUCAAUGACUGAAAAAUGGUCUCUGGAGUCUCAAAUCAUCAGCCAUUAAUGAUGUCUUUCAUCUUAUCCUCAUCCCUUAUACCCUUCCCAACUUCCCUCCGCCUUUCACCUCUCUCUUCCCGCCAUAACCUCAUGCCCGCCUCAACAAGCAGCCCGUUUUAUCACCAAAACACAACCUCGUUAUGCAAACCAUCUUUAAUAUCAAAGACCCGAAAUUUAAAGGUCCAUUCACAGCUUAGAUGCCCAAUCAUUUCUCCUGAAGAUCGUUGGGGCACUUGGGCUUCUCUCUUCGCCAUCGGUGCUUUUGGUCUAUGGUCCGAGAAAACAAAGAUUGGAAGCAUGGUGAGUGCGGCAUUGGUGAGCACAUUGGUGGGGCUGGCAGCAAGCAAUCUGGGCAUAAUCCCCUUUGAAGCACCGGCUUAUUCGGUUUACAUGCGGUUUUUGCUUCCAUUGGCUGUUCCUUUACUCUUGUUUAGAGCAGAUUUGCGGCGUGUAUUGCGCUCAACUGGCACAUUGUUACUUGCUUUCUUGCUUGGAUCAGUUUCAACUAUAAUUGGGACUCUAGUGGCAUUUUUAAUGGUGCCUAUGCGAUCUCUCGGUUCAGAUAAUUGGAAAAUAGCUUCUGCACUCAUGGGUAGUUAUAUUGGUGGAUCUGUUAACUACAUUGCAAUUUCAGAGGCACUCGGUGUUUCUCCGUCUGUUUUGGCUGCCGGAGUCGCUGCGGACAAUGUCAUUUGUGCUAUAUACUUCAUGGUAUUGUUUGCAUUAGCUGCGAAAGUAGCUCCCGAGUCUUCAACCUCGACCGAUGAUGUCGAAACAAAUUCAGAUUCUAAAAUGGAGAGCAAAAUCCCCGUUCUCCAAUCUGCUACAGCUCUUGCCGUAUCGUUUUCGAUAUGUAAGGUGGCCUCACAUGUUACGAAUUUAUACAACAUUGAAGGAGGCAUCCUUCCUGGAGUAACAGCUAUUGUUGUAAUACUAGCAACUUUAUUCCCUAAACAAUUUGGUGAGCUUGCAGCAGCUGGUGAUGCACUUGCUCUGGUUCUCAUGCAGGUAUUUUUUGGCGUGGUGGGUGCUAGUGGGAGCGUACGGAAUGUUAUCGAAACAGCACCAGGUAUUUUCUUGUUUGCCAUGAUUCAAGUGGCUGUACAUCUUGCGGUGAUGCUCGGGCUCGGAAAGCUACUCGGUUUUGACUUGAAGCUAUUGCUUUUGGCAUCGAAUGCCAACAUUGGCGGCCCAACGACUGCGUGUGGGAUGGCCACAGCUAAAGGAUGGGGAUCUUUGGUUGUCCCAGGGAUUCUAGCAGGCAUUUUUGGAAUAGCCAUUGCAACUUUUUUAGGCAUUGGCUUUGGAACAAUGGUUCUUAGGAACUUAUAAUGUAUUUUCAAGGGGGAUCCAAACAUAAUGGUAGAAUUGGUAAACCCUAUAUUUUUUACAUGAACAUGUCAUUUUGUUGCAACAUCGUCAAAGGAAAUUUUAAGCUACAAUUUGAUUAUA